AAGAACCGCAGGGACAGAAACAGUUGGGGUGGAUUUUCAGAAAAGGCCUAUGAAUGGAGCUCGGAAGAGGAAGAGCCAGUGAAAAAAGCAGGACCAGUCCAAGUCCUCAUUGUCAAAGAUGAUCAUUCCUUUGAGUUAGAUGAAACUGCACUAAAUCGGAUCCUUCUCUCAGAGGCUGUCAGAGACAAGGAGGUUGUUGCUGUAUCUGUUGCUGGAGCAUUUAGAAAAGGAAAAUCAUUCCUGAUGGACUUCAUGUUGAGAUAUAUGUACAACCAGGAAUCAGUUGAUUGGGUUGGAGAUUACAACGAACCAUUGACUGGUUUUUCAUGGAGAGGUGGGUCUGAACGAGAGACCACAGGAAUCCAGAUAUGGAGUGAAGUCUUCCUUGUCAAUAAACCUGAUGGUAAAAAGGUUGCAGUGUUAUUGAUGGAUACUCAGGGAACCUUUGAUAGUCAAUCAACUUUGAGAGAUUCAGCCACAGUAUUUGCCCUUAGCACAAUGAUCAGCUCAAUACAGGUAUAUAACUUAUCCCAAAAUGUCCAGGAGGAUGAUCUUCAGCACCUUCAGCUUUUCACUGAGUAUGGCAGACUAGCAAUGGAGGAAACAUUCCUGAAACCAUUUCAGAGUCUGAUAUUUCUUGUUCGAGAUUGGAGUUUCCCAUACGAGUUUUCCUAUGGAGCUGAUGGUGGCGCCAAAUUCUUGGAAAAACGCCUCAAGGUCUCAGGGAACCAGCAUGAAGAACUACAGAAUGUUCGAAAACAUAUCCAUUCCUGUUUCACCAACAUUUCAUGUUUUCUGCUACCUCAUCCUGGCUUAAAAGUAGCUACCAACCCAAACUUUGAUGGAAAACUGAAAGAAAUAGAUGAUGAAUUCAUCAAAAACUUGAAAAUACUGAUUCCCUGGCUACUUAGUCCUGAGAGCCUAGAUAUUAAAGAGAUCAAUGGGAAUAAAAUCACCUGCCGAGGUCUGGUGGAGUACUUCAAGGCUUACAUAAAGAUCUAUCAAGGUGAAGAAUUACCACAUCCCAAAUCCAUGCUACAGGCCACAGCAGAAGCUAACAAUUUAGCAGCCGUUGCAACUGCCAAGGACACAUACAACAAAAAAAUGGAAGAGAUUUGUGGUGGUGACAAACCAUUUCUGGCCCCUAAUGACUUGCAGACCAAACAUCUGCAGCUUAAGGAAGAAUCUGUGAAGCUAUUCCGAGGGGUGAAGAAGAUGGGCGGGGAAGAAUUUAGCCGGCGUUACCUGCAGCAGUUGGAGAGUGAAAUAGAUGAACUUUACAUACAGUAUAUCAAGCACAAUGAUAGCAAAAAUAUCUUCCAUGCAGCUCGUACCCCAGCCACACUGUUUGUUGUCAUCUUUAUCACAUAUGUGAUUGCUGGUGUGACUGGAUUCAUUGGUUUGGACAUCAUAGCUAGCCUAUGCAAUAUGAUAAUGGGACUGACCCUCAUCACCCUGUGCACCUGGGCAUACAUCCGGUACUCUGGAGAAUACCGAGAGCUGGGAGCUGUAAUAGACCAGGUGGCUGCAGCUUUGUGGGAUCAGGGAAGUACAAAUGAGGCUUUAUACAAACUUUACAGUGCGGCAGCAACUCACAGACAUCUGUAUCAUCAAGCUUUUCCUACACCAAAGUCGGAAUCUACUGAACAAUCUGAAAAGAAGACAAUUUAAUCCAAAUUUUAAAAAAUACAGGUGCAUGACCAAUUGUCAAUUAAAUAUUCAGUUUUAUGUCUCCAUGCAAACAUUCAAAGUGCUUCCAUCAGAACAGAGUAAAAUGCCAAACACCUCUGAAAACUGCAAAAUGGAUUAGUUCUUUUACUUCAGUGUUUAAUAAGCAAAUGUAUGUAUGCAUGGUUAUAUCAUUUUGUUAACAUGUACAAUUUCCUGAUUUUUGUCUCCAAAUAUGCUGUUAUAAUUUAAAGUAUUUGUCUAUUUUUGAUAACAGUAUAUGUGUUCUGCUUGAAUUUACUAAAUUCUACUACUGGGUUAUAAUUAAACCAUGUAGUGAUACUAUUCCA
Lemur catta (Ring-tailed lemur) is the source of this 2018-nucleotide messenger RNA. It is a transcript of the gene ATL1, whose product is annotated as atlastin GTPase 1. Gene Ontology annotation, molecular function: GTPase activity; GTP binding. NCBI's taxonomy places the organism in Eukaryota, Metazoa, Chordata, Mammalia, Primates, Lemuridae. The transcript has 14 exons. Gene Ontology annotation, biological process: protein homooligomerization; endoplasmic reticulum organization. Bases 244 to 1671 code for a protein of 475 amino acids. The record is from RefSeq and is a predicted model, not a curated record.